Melopsittacus undulatus (budgerigar) is the source of this 2320-nucleotide messenger RNA. RefSeq names its product glycosyltransferase 8 domain containing 1 (gene GLT8D1). Lineage: Eukaryota; Metazoa; Chordata; Aves; Psittaciformes; Psittaculidae. Gene Ontology annotation, cellular component: Golgi apparatus. The coding region runs from base 536 to 1654 and encodes 372 amino acids. The transcript has 10 exons. The record is from RefSeq and is a predicted model, not a curated record. Gene Ontology annotation, molecular function: glycosyltransferase activity.
GGGGGCAGUCCUCCGCUUCAGCCAUCGGUUCCGCGCUGCUGUUGCCGCUGUUGUCGCCGUUGCUGUCGCCGCUGCUGUCGCCUGCCUCUGCUGUCCCAGGACCGGGACUCGGCCUCAGGCUCGUUGUUCUUCGAGCCGCCAUCGUCCUGCUCCUCGUUCUCACCUGCCAGCACCAGCGGGACGCUGUCUCCCUGGCAACGGCGGUUUUGGGCCGCUCUGAGGGGCCUUCUGCCUGCACGUCUGAUGCGCCUGCGUCGCUGCCUGCCCAGAAUCUACGUGGAUUUGGCAGGCGGCGGGUGGGCAUUGCUCGCGAAGCCGCCGCCGCUCCGUUAAGUGCCCUCGAACGGGCACGGUGCAGCCUUCGCCUUGCGGUCGUCAGGCAUCGUUGUGGACACCCACCCGUUCGGUUGCUCUUGGGCGUGGGAAGGCGGUCGCGGGGACCGCUCGCUGCCGAGGUGGCAGUUGGCGGCGGCGCGGGGACGGUCGGUGAGGUUUGCGGGAAUCUUAUACCAAUAAAUAAAAUAACAAGAGAAAAAUGUCGUUAAGGAAAGUGAACAUUUCCAUCCUUGUAGUGGCUGUUGUCAUAUUUUUGCUAGUUCUUCAUCAUAACUUCCUAGGCCUCAGUGACUUCUUGAAACGGGAGCUGACAGAUGCAAAUCCAUUAGGACUUCAGCCUAUAGAUUUCAUACCUGCAGCUCCCCAGAGGCUGGCAGAUGAAACGAAUGAUAAGGAGAUUUCUGUGGUCAUUGCAGCAUCAGAUGAGAGGCUUGGGGGUGCAAUUGCAGCCAUGAACAGUAUUUACCGUAACACCCGAUCCAAUGUGGUUUUCCAUAUUGUUGCUUUGAAUGAUACAGUGGAUCACUUGAGGCUGUGGCUAAGUAACAGUGCUUUGAAAAAUCUGAGAUACCGCAUUUUGGAUUUCGACCCUCGUGUCCUAGAAGGGAAAAUAGAAGUGGAUCCUCAAAAGACAGACACCUUAAAACCACUAACCUUUGCCAGAUUCUACUUGCCUAGCUUGGUACCUCAUGCAGAGAAGGCUAUCUAUGUGGAUGAUGACGUAAUUGUACAAGAUGAUAUUCUUGAACUUUACAACACUCCCUUGAAGCCUGGACACGCAGCUGCAUUUUCAGAUGAUUGUGACUCAAUCACCAAUAAAGUUGCUGUCCGUGGAGCAGGCAAUCAGUAUAAUUACAUUGGGUUUCUAGAUUACAAAAAAGAAACCAUCCGAAAGCUUGCCAUGAAAGCCAACACCUGCUCUUUCAAUCCAGGAGUUAUUGUUGCCAAUUUGACAGAGUGGAAAUUGCAGAACAUCACAAAGCAGUUGGAGAAAUGGAUGGCACUGAAUGUAGUAGAGCAACUUUACAGUAGGACUCUGGCUGGCAGCAUUACAACACCUCCAUUGCUAAUUGUAUUUUACAAGCAACAUUCCAGUAUUGACCCCUUGUGGAACGUCCGGCAUCUUGGGUCUACUGCUGGAAAAAGGUACUCUCCUCAGUUUGUGAAAGCUGCCAAGUUGCUCCAUUGGAAUGGACAUUUCAAGCCAUGGGGAAGAACAGCUUCAUAUGCUGAAGUCUGGGAGAAGUGGUAUGUUCCUGACCCUACAGGCAAGUUCAGCCUAAUCCGCAGACAUUCAGAAGCCUAUGAAGCAAAGUAGAGCCCAUUUUAAUAACUGGUGGCAUUUUCUCAGGAAACUUCUGGAGCCAAGCAGGACUUUUGUGUUUAGCCAACUUGUAUUUUAGAGCAGUCCUUUUGCCUUCUGGAGCACGAGGUGAGGCAAUAAUUCGGGUGCAGUUCUGAAAUGCACAGGUCCAAAGGAGACUCACUUGUGUGACAGAAGAUGCUACAUCAUCAGCACUAUAGAAAGCAAGGGAAUAUCUCCAUGAACUAGCCCUUUUAUUAGUUCAUUUCUGUUUGUUGUGCAUUCUGCUGCUCUUUACUACAAGUCUUCUAGAAGAGAAGCUACAGAAUGAAACAUUUCUAAGAACAAGAUACAUCUUCAGCUGGUGCUUGCACCAUGCAAAUCUUGCACAGCAAUGUACUGUCAUUAAGAGCUGCUUGAGUUUUGUUCUGGGUUUGUUUGUUUUCUUAUCCUGUGAAAUCGUUUCCUCAGUCCUUUCUUGCAUGAAACCUGCUUCCACCCAUUUCUUUCUUGCAGAAUUCUGCAGAAUCAAGGAGGUUUUUUUAAAUAUUUUUCUUUUUCAAGUAUUACUUCCCUAUGCAAAGUGGGUUUAACUGCCAGUGAACACUAAAUCAGUUUUUGUAAAGUGGUGGAGAAAACUUUGUUCAAAAAUAAAAUCUAAUUUUAACAUGUUGACUCAAA